This is a messenger RNA of Octopus bimaculoides (California two-spot octopus), 1587 nucleotides long. RefSeq lists its product as uncharacterized. The record is from RefSeq and is a predicted model, not a curated record. NCBI's taxonomy places the organism in Eukaryota, Metazoa, Mollusca, Cephalopoda, Octopoda, Octopodidae.
ACGCCACGUUGUCUUGGAGUAAAGAGAACCUCUUUGCCAUUCGGUCAUAUCCGCAACUCCACCCCUUCCACAGAGACGCAUACACACAAACACGUGUGUGAGCGUGUGCAUGUGCAGCGGCACACAGAAAUACGUAUAACCACUCAUAAACACACUUGUACACAGGCAUAAAGUAUGUAAAAAUAAACGAAGAAGCAUGCUACAGACUUAUUAUUAGCAGAGGCACUAUAGUAACUCAACGACCAAGCGUUUCGUGUUAGUGCACUUAUCACUUUGAUGAGAGUAUUUGCAUGAAACUCCAAGGCUUUGAUCUCUUGUGGUCCCUUCACUAAUAAAAAUACAAAUACUCUUAUUAUAUGCAUUGAAUUCUAUUUUUGCCUAUGCUGAAACAAAUACGCACCCACGUAUAAUCGCAGGCACACACAGACACACUCAAAUUGAGAGAGAGAGAGAAAAAGAAACAAAGAGAGAGAGGCGGGAAUUACUUGAAUUAUCUUAAUCAAAAAUAAAAAUAAAAAACUCAAGGAAACCGAAAAGGUUCAUUUACAAAAAUAUAUGAAAAAUAGGACAAGGAAACCUAUCAAAUUAAAUAACUAAGAUAUUUCACUGUGAGAUCAGCGGUCACAACCAGCUGAUAAAUAUGAAGUCAUAUCCUAAGAUGAAGCUCUUGAAGAAGCGUCCACCAAAGAGUGUGUUGGAAUUUGGAACAACCUAUCAGUACGAAUACAGAGAUCAUGGAUACAGUCGUGCCGAUACUUGCUAUCCUUCAGAUCAGAAUUUCAUUCUCUUUGGUCGUUGCAGCUCAGUGUCAGAAUACAGAAAUGCAUUUGUAAAGAAAAAAUUUCCAUCGAAAAUAGAAAUAGACAGAAAACGAGUUAACCCUCUAAAACAAAUGGGUUCCGGUUUUGAUCCUGUGAUCCAGCAGAGUUGUUAUCAGCAAGACUUUCUUCCUACACGUGUUUCUCCAAAAAGUUUGGGCUUACUACAACGAAAACGUGUGAUGCAUAGUGGCGCCCAGUUUGAUAAAUACAACAUAAGAAUAGGAGGAGAGGUUGAGUGCACCACAACCCAUACGCAAGACUAUCUUAACCCACACAGGCAUACGUACCACUGGCCUCCUUUAACAAUAUAUAGACAGAAAAAACUUCUCAUAGGCAGUCUGAAAAAUUUAGCUCAGCCUACAAAAAGCAUUUACCAAUCAGACUUUCAUGGACAUCCAAGUCAUUUGAAAAUUAACACACGCUACGCGAUGCGAUCAGUACCUGACUCACAUAUGACACCAAGAGGAGACAUUGAUUUCGAUACUUGCUACCAAUUAGCAUACAAAGAUCGAAGAAAGGUACCGAUAAGCAGAAGAAUUAGAUCUUAAUCACAUGAAUACAAAUAUCAAAAACCUUUUCAUUCUAAGGUUCUGUCUUUUCCAAAAUCAUUUUAAGAUAUGAACCAUAUGAACCAUAUGAAUCAUACAAAUUACCUUCGAUCUUGAUAUGAACCGCACAAAUUCUCUUCUCAUUUGAACGGACGCAGAGACAAAUAAACUCCCAAAUCAAUUUGAAAUAAAAUUACUUAUAUUUGUGACUUCUUUAA